CAUUGGCCUUUCUAGGAUGGGCUAACCCAGAACAGCCGUAGGAUGAUGGCAGUUAGCGCUGGGCCUCCUCGACGGGUCGGGCCGGGAUGCUGAAGCUGCUGGCCAAGGGUGUGGAGAAUGUGAGCUACGAGGCGCUCUGUCUGCCGGACGACCUGGAAGCUCGUGGGGUCACCUCGCUCCCCAAUUACUACUACCGGGAUGAUGGCAUGAGGAUCUGGACAGCGGUGGAGAGUACGAUUUCGCCGCCUGGAUGCCCAACACACCGUCGACCUUGAGAGCUCCCCCGCCCACCUCCAAGGGCACCGCCACCUUGCGCAGCGUCCUGGACACCCUGCCCGCGGUGAACGCCACCUGCGCCCUCCUCUCCCUCCUCGCCGUCGUGAGCUACGAGCCAGGGGACCUGAGACCCCUGGGCUACUACCCUGAGGAGCACUUCACUGAGGCAGAGCCCAAGCGGCUUAUUGCAGCCUUCCAGGCACGUCUGGCGGAGAUCUCCAAGGAAAUCCAGCAGAGGAACAAGUCGCUGCCCAUUCGUUACCCUUACCUGGACCCCGCGGAGGUUCAGAACAGCGUGUCCAUAUAACCCCGCAGGGCAUCUCCUCCCGGCGCUCAGAGCACUUUCCACCUGACCGGAGAGUGUCUCGACGGAGCCAGCGGGAGGUGUCAGAGAGAUUUGGCUGGCAGUGCUCAAAAUGUGACCCCCCGCCCAGGGGCACCAAUACCAGAAGGCAAAUAAAUAGCACCUCACAUAUGUUA
Molecule: messenger RNA, 756 nt
Organism: Mauremys reevesii (Reeves's turtle)
Lineage: Eukaryota; Metazoa; Chordata; Testudines; Geoemydidae
Product: hydroperoxide isomerase ALOXE3-like
Exons: 4
Coding region: 251-583 (110 amino acids)
Biological process (GO): lipid oxidation; linoleic acid metabolic process
Molecular function (GO): oxidoreductase activity, acting on single donors with incorporation of molecular oxygen, incorporation of two atoms of oxygen; metal ion binding
Source: RefSeq, a predicted model, not a curated record